GUGACACAAGUGCAGGUAAAUCUUCAAUGAUCAAUUUAAUACUAAAAACAGAUAUCCUGCCAGUGGGUGGGGAUGCGACGACCAAUGUAAUUUGCAAAAUAAUACAUUCAGAGCGAAAACAUAUCAAACUAUUCCAACGAGAUGGGACACUAUUUGAUGAAAUAACAGAAAAUGACAUUUAUAAAAACGAUGAACAGAACUCGAGUGAUGUCAUGGAAAGUUCUGGCAAUACCGAUGAAAAAAGUCCAGAGGAAGUUGCUGAGCUAGGUUUUCCUCCAAGUACAGAAGGAACAAGUACAAAUGAUGAUGUUACAAGAAAAGAUAGAUACAUUCUUUCUGUUUUAAAAAAUAUAUUUGAAAGUGCAUCAGAUUCAUCAACUGGCAUUGACAUUCGGUUUGUUGAGAUUUACUAUCCAAUAGAAAUAUUAAAGGGAAAUAUAACAAUUGUCGAUACCCCAGGAGUCGGAGAUUGUGUCAAACUCAACCAAAUCCUAGAAGAGUAUCUACCUUAUGCAGUGGCUUUUGUAUUCAUCUUGAAUCCGUCUGGUGGAGGUGGAAUGCAAAAAGACAGGAUACUUAAAGUCAUGAACAGCAUAAAUGCCCAGGAGAGAUCGAUGGUAUGCUUUGAACCUUCUGAUGUUAUUUUCAUAGUCAACAAAUGGGAUGCUGUUUAUGACAAAGAAGAAAGCGUCAUUGAACAAGAAUGGAAUAAGGUUGUUAAGAAGAUCAAGGAUUCCUGGCCAAGCGUUCAUUCUGACAACAUUAUAAAAAUGUCUACAAAACUGUUGAACUGUAAAACCGCACGUUAUGCAGAAAAUUUUUCAUGUUUUGAAACGACUCUACGUGUUCUUGUUGACAAGAACAUCAACAAAAGAAUAAAAGCUAACCACAGAUUUCUGAAAGCCAUGUUAAAUAAAGUUGAGAACUUUGUCAAUAUAAGAAUUGCUGCGACAAAUGGGCCUUUUCUCAAGUUAAAAACAAAAUUGGAGGGAUGCUUAGAGAGAUUGAAAGAACUUGAAAAACGGAGCAAGACUACUUUUGAAGAUUGCACAAAAAUGAUGGAUGCUGUGUUAAAAAAGCAUGGAAAAAAAUUGCUGGCGUUCAUUAGAUCAGAGGAGUUUAAAAAUCAGGUUCUAUAUGUCGAUUCAGAAUUGCAAACCACCCUACGAUUUAGGAUAGAUAUGGUUAUAAAAGAAAGAAUGAAGAAUGUCAUUUCAUUAUGGAUUGAAAGGAAUGAGUCGUGCAUCAAAAGUGAACUGGAUGAUAUUUUAUGUCACAAAUUUGAGGAAAUAUAUGGAGAACUACAAGAUGAAUUAGAAGAUUUUGGAUACACAUCAAACCGAAUCAAUAUCAGUGAAAUACUUAAAACAAUACUCUCUGGGGUUGUGGGAAUAGGAGCUGGCCUAAUAUCACUGGUUGUUUUGGCUCCUUUUGUCACUGCUGAAGUUUGUACUGCGGGUGCUGCAGUGGUCAUGAUACUUUCAUUCAAUAUUUCAAAGAAAUUUCUUGGAAAUCUUACUUUAACAAGAUCCGAAAUAAUAGAUAAUUCCUUUUCCACAAGAAGAAAUGAAAUCACACAAGAUAUGAUUUUACAAAUUUUAGACAAAGAAUUUGGUGCUCAAUUCCGACACAGUGCAGACGAGUUGUUUUGUCAAUUAAUUCCGCAAGAUAUAAAAAUGGCUGAAAGUUUGUUAAAAAAUGUCAAAAAAGACUAUAAUAGAGAUUUAAAGAAAAGAGCUGCCUUAAUUAAGUUGUCUUUUGAAAUUUUGAAAGUAAAAGAGAGGCUGCAAUGUUGCCAUUUUUUAGGUACAAUUGAGUGAAAGGAAACAUCGUACAAAACUAAUUUUGAUACAUAAACAGGUCAAGAAAGAAUUGUUUCAUACUUUGUGCUUAUCCUGCUUUUAGUAAAAGAAAUAAGUUAGCAUAGCAAGUAAACCGAAUAACUCUGAAUAUAUUACAUUAAACUAGUAACCUCAAAUACUUGUCUUUUUCUGUCUUUAUCCAUUGUGUCAUUAA
This is a messenger RNA of Saccostrea cuccullata (small rock oyster), 2016 nucleotides long. RefSeq names its product dynamin-like protein 1. The record is from RefSeq and is a predicted model, not a curated record. The coding region runs from base 27 to 1820 and encodes 597 amino acids. NCBI's taxonomy places the organism in Eukaryota, Metazoa, Mollusca, Bivalvia, Ostreida, Ostreidae. The transcript has 6 exons.